This is a messenger RNA of Schistosoma guineensis, 606 nucleotides long. The record is from the annotation of a GenBank genome assembly. Lineage: Eukaryota; Metazoa; Platyhelminthes; Trematoda; Strigeidida; Schistosomatidae.
AUGGAUGAGUUCAGCAGAGAUCCCUGUCCGUUUCGUAUCGUCAGUGAUUGUGGAGCUGCAUUUGCUAUGGGUACUAUCGGUGGUAGUGUUUUACAUUUUUACAGAGGUUAUCGUAACGCCCCUUCGGGCUAUACAAAAAAACUAGUAAGCGCAAUGGUUAACAGUCGUCAACGUGCACCAAUCACGGGUGGGGGGUUCGCUAUAUGGGGUGGAGUGUUUACAGCUGUCGAUUGCUCUUUAGUUCUUGCUCGUCAGAAAGAGGAUCCGUGGAAUUCGAUCACUAGUGGAGCUAUAACCGGAGCCGCUCUGGCUGUUCGUCAUGGUCCAACAGCUAUGGUCGGUCAAGCAUUUGUUGGUGGUGUUAUAUUGGCAAUUAUCGAGGGGCUUGGAAUCAUGAUAAAUAGAUUCGCUCCUAUGCUAAUGCAAGCUCCGCCAGACGCUGUACCAAAUCCACAAAACGAUCAGUCAUCAAGUCCAGGAAGCUCGUCUGGUAGUGGUGGGAGUGGGUUUUACGACUUUUUUGGUUCCACACAUUCAUCUUCAGAGGGAACUGCUGCAGAAUCUGCUAGUACAGUAUCACCGAAAUCUGGAUUUAUAUUUCAAUAG